AUGCCCUCUACAGUUCCCUGCGAUCUCACAACAGCCGAAGACAGUGGCGAUAAGGACGAAUUUGACGAUGGCGUGAAGCCGCUGGUUAUCAGUGGUGAUGGUUUGUGUGUAAAACCCGAUGAGCCAAAACUGAAGGGCGAAACGCAAUCCAAAAAACGACGGCGCGCGGGUGAGCUGGACGAGAUGGGGGAAGCUGUGCAGGCUGAGUCAGCAUGCUUGCAUGCUGAGUCAGCGGCCGCCCUGGAUAAGGUAAAGACAAGGCCUGGCGAAGACGGUAGCUGCGAAGCCCCUGUGGCGAGGGCGGAGGGGAAUGCAGAGAGCAGAAAGGAGAGCGAUAAGCAGGUAAAGGCAAAUCGAGACCAGAUAGAGGGGAACGAGGGGGGGGACGGUAGUCCACCUGCUGCUCUUCCCUUAUGUAGCCUGCUAGCUUGCAGCUCGACUGGCAGUAAGCGGAAGGAGAAGCGCCAGGAAGAACAGGGCGCACGCGAAAUCACUGAAACGGAUGCUUCUGGUCGUGCUCGCGUUAGUCACAACGGCUACAAUCACAACAGACGCAGUCACAGAUUUACUGACGCAAAUGAUGGCAAGGAGAAGGUGGUCGGCGACGAGCCCAAGGGACCUGCUGCGCUUGGCGUGACUAUCGCUGCUGCUCCUGCUGCUGUUCCUGCUGGUGCUUCUGCUAUGGAGAAGCCCCUUGUGGGUCGCAGCCGAAGAAUGAGCGCGAAACGACACAAGGGGGUGCUGAAGAUCCUGGACGAGCUUGAAGCCACCAUCGUCAAAGGCACAGUGAAAACCGCUACCGAUGUGACUUUCCCUGCCAAGGCAUGCGUUACUGGGAAGGGUAAAGAUUGUGGGGCAGUAGAUGCAAGACAGGCUCUUCAUGUACUGUCACCCAACCACGAUGUGGCACUGCCUGCUGCUCCUACUGAUGCUGCUGCUGCAGCUGGUGGUGCUGCUACUGGCGCUUCUGCUGCUGCUGCUGUUGUUGAUCUAGAUUCAUUCAAAGCCUGCCCGCCACACCAGAGCUCUCUGGGCCUUUCCAGGGAUCAAGAGGAGCAGCAGAAGCAGGGGAUUGGCAUGCUAGGUGCUGAGGCGGAGGCUUGCGCAUGGGCGAUGGGGAUGGUGAAUGGAGGGGUGGAAGAAGAGGAAGAUUCGCUAGAGAUGGGAGGGAUGGAUGGGAUGGACAUGGGAGAGGGAGGCAUGAAAAGAGUGUUGCUGGGGGAAGAAGUGGAAGGAGAUGAGGUAGAGGGGGUGGAAGAAGUGGAUUCGCAGAGGAACUGUGGGGAGAGGAGUGGGAAAGGCGGUGAUGGGCUGGGGUUGAAGGAGGAGGUUUCCGGUUUGGAGGGUUGUUGUGCUAACGUUGUGAGGGGUUGUGGCGAAGGAAUGGCUGGAGAGGGCAUGAGGGAAAAUAUGGAGCAGCAGCAGUUGCGGCAGAAUGAGGAGCAGCAGCAACAAAGACAGCAUGAGGAGGAGGAGCAGCAGAAGCAGCAGUACGAGGAGCAGCAGAGGCGGCAGCAUCUUCAGCAGCAGCAGCAGCUCCAGCAGCAGCAGCAGCAGCAGCAGCAGGAGAUGGAAGAGUUCCUUUCUGAAAUAAAUGCCAUGGCGGUGGAGGAGGAGCAACAACAGCAGGGUGGCAGAACAAGCAAGGAAGCACAGGGUAGUGAUGCACACGAGGAGGGCCGUGGUUGUAGAGACAGGGCAUGGGAGGCGACGUUCAGUGCUGUCAACGCGCGUGGCAUCGCGACAGUGCAGCAUCAAAAGGUGCUGCGUGUUCGCAUGCGCGCCCAACCCCACCGCCCUGUGCAAGUGCUUCUCCGUGACGACUGGCUAGACGUGCCUGUGUCAGCCGGUGACACUGUGGCGCUCAUCGGCGGGCAACCCCAGACUAAAGAGCAGGCAGCAGGAGCAGGGGCAGCAGCAGAGGAAGGGGAAGAGGAGAGGGCGGUGAUUGUGGACGUUAACAACGGCAUGCUCAUCCUGCAUCCAGAUGUCCUUAUCUCUGGCUCUCGGGUGGGGGGCAGCUUUGCGUGUGGGCGGAGGGCGGUGCUGGAGGAGAGAGUGCGGCAGAGGGACGUCACUGCGCCAGCCCUGCGAGGGACAAUGCUGCAUCAGCUGGUGCAGGUGGCACUGCAGCACGAGGCAGGAGCAUCACUAGCAGCACAGCACCUGGAGGAGGCAGCAGUAGCCAUCAGCCAGUCGCACACAGACACGCUUUUUGCACUUGCGAAGGACGAAGCGUGGGCAUUGCAGCAGCUGCAGGAGGCGGUUCCCACUGUGCUCUCCUGGGUGCACCAGUUCCUCUACCCCAAGUCUAGCGCCCUGGCGGCUGUACCAUUUGGCAAUAGAGGCGAGCAGCGGCACAUGCGACUGGCCAAGGUGGUGGACAUAGAGGAGACCGUGUGGAGCCCGAGGCUGGGCCUCAAAGGGCGUCUGGACGUGUCAGUGCGUGUGGCAGUGCGCAACAAGGGAAAGGAAGUGGCGGGUGUGGGGGGAAGGAUGGGGGGCCAGCAGGGAGCGCGGGCAGGAGCGGGGAGGUGGAAGGGGAAAGCGAGUGGCGGGAGUGGGAAGGGAGGGGAUGCGGAGGGGGAGGAGAUGGUGAUGAUGCCUCUGGAGGUGAAGACUGGGAGGAGUAGCUCCAACCAGGGCGCAGGUGAUGCUGUACUGCCUGCUCAUGGCAGAGCGAGCGCUACCAGCCAACCUGGGCGCAUCCCUUGCCCUUGCCCUUACUGUUACCACGUAAACGCCUCCCCCCCCUCUUCACCCCCGCCUGCCUCUCUUAAACUGCCCCCUCCAGGCGGCCAUAGAGCACAGGGCGCAGGUGCUGCUGUACUGCCUGCUCAUGGCAGAGCGGCAGCCAUGGAGCAAAGGGCGCAGGUGAUGCUGUACUGCCUGCUCAUGGCAGAGCGAGCGCUACCAGCCAACCUGGGCGCAUCCCUUGCCCUUGCCCUUGUCCUUACUGUUGCCACACAAACACACCCUCCUCCCGCUCCCUCCCAGGCGGCCAUAGAGCACAGGGCGCAGGUGAUGCUUUACUGCCUGCUCAUGGCAGAGCGGUACCAGCAGGGCGUGAGUACAGGGCUGCUGCUCAACCUGCACAACAGCACCACCACCGUGAGUGGCAGGGGUGAAUGUGAGAGGCAUCGAGAGCAUGCCAGCAGGGGUGAUUCCAGGGCUGGUGCUGCUCAGCCUGAAGAACUCAGCACCAUGGAGCAUGUGGGCAUUCAAGUGAGUCGCAGGGAGCUGGUGGGCUUGAUCAUCCGGCGGAACAUCCUGGCCAACGACUUGAAAAGAGUUUCGGCGUAUCAGGAGCUGCCACCUGUCCUCGAGAGUGUGAACCAGUGCAACAACUGCAGCCAAUUCGACGUGUGCUCGUCAUACUUCAAGGACCACACAUACCCUGCCUCUGACCCUUCAGCGUUUGCAGAGGAGGUGGCAAAGAGGCGGGGCGAGGAGUGGGACGUGAAGGAUGCGCAGUUCUUGAGUCACUGGGAGCGACUGGUGGAUAUGGAGACGAACAGUGCAGUUGCCUCUCAUGCUGACAUCUGGGCCAUGCCCACAGAGGAGCGAGAGGCCACCGGGCGCUGCAUUGGUCCCCUGCAGCUCGCCUCAAUCAAACCACCUGAAGGAGUGCUAGAAGCAGCAGCAGAUGCAAGAGAAGGUGGAGCAGGAGCAGGAGCAGGAGGAGCGGGAGCAGGGGUGGGGACGGCAGGAGGGGGUGGGUGUACUCAAAUAGUGGGCACGGCGGCAGCUGCUGUGUUGGCGGAUGGGCGGAUAGGGCAGUCGAGGGACCAGUGGGAGUAUACGUUCAAGCGAGCCUGGAGCAUACAGAACUGCAGCAGCAGUGGUGGUGGUGGUGGUGCUGCUGGUGGUGGUGGUGGGGGGAGUCAGAGUGGGAGUGGAAGGUUGGACCAGACAGGCUUUGCUGCUGGAGACUAUGUGAUCUUGAGCACCGUAUCAGGGCAGGCUGGAGUGGCCACGGCCACCAUCACUGCUGUCACACCCCAUAACAUCACCAUGAGAGCUCACCGCCAGUUACGGCUGCCCAGUCGAAGCGGAGCAGCAGGGGCCGAGGGAGAGGAGAGGCGGGUGUGGAGUGAGAGGUGGCGCGUGGACAAGGAUGAGAUGGCGGGAGCGGGAGGCGGGCAGCUGAGGUUCAACCUUGUUGGGCUGUUCCUCCCCUCGCUUGAGAAUGACCGCCGGAGACGGCUGGUGGUGCAUCUGGAGCCCCCGCAGUUCUCCCCUCCUGAAGACAUCCAUCCGGACAGCAUGGCGUAUGUCUCCUCCCUAUCGCCCCGAGAGAUCAACGACGAUCAGAAGCAGGCAGUCAUCAAGGCCAUGUCAGCACAAGACUAUUUGGUGGUGCAAGGCGGACCUGGUGCGGGCAAGAGCACGGCGGUGGUGCAUCUGGUGAAGGCGUUAGCUGCGGGAGGGCGGUCGGUGCUGGUGGCUGCUCACACCAACACGGCUGUAGACCACAUCCUGCUGAAGCUCAUGAAAAAGGGAGUGUCGGUGCUGCGAGUGGGGAGGCCUGCAGCUGUGCACCCGGACCUUCUGCCAUACACUCUCAAUGAUAGAGGGGGGGGCAUGGACGUGGGCAGUGUAGCGGGCAUGGAGGCAGUAGGCCUGGGCGCAUCAGUGGCGGGGUGCACGUGCCUGGGCGUGGGGCAGUCGCUCUUUGCCCGCAAGCGCUUCGACGUGGCUAUACUGGACGAAGCAGGGCAGACCACCCUGCCGGAGGCCCUCGGCCCGUUACGCCUGGCGUCAACCUUCGUGCUGCUGGGAGAUCUGCACCAGCUGCCUCCUCUUGUUCGGCACCCCAGGGCGCAGCAGCAGAAGCUGGGCAGUGCAACAUCUGAGUCUACUGCAGAGGACCCCAGGGCACGGCAGCAGGGGCUGGGGGUGAGUCUGCUGCAGAGGCUGGCGGAGGCGCAUCCAGAGGCAGUGGCGCAUCUGAGCACGCAGUACCGCAUGUGCCGCCCCGUCAUGGCCCUCGCUAACGCGCUCGUGUAUGAGGGGCGCCUGCAGUGCGGGUCCGAGGCUGUCAGCAACGCCCGGCUGGUCCUGCCGAAGCUGGACUCGCUCCUGGGCAUGGGGAAGGGGGGUCUGCCGCUGUGGCUGCAGCAGGUGAUUGAUCCGGAGAAACGGCUGCUCUUCCUUGACACAGCCAAGGUGGAGGGCACGCAGGAAACACGGGAGAAGGAGUCGACAUGCAACGAGGGCGAGGCAGCGAUAUUGGCGUGGAUAGUGGCCUCCCUGGUACCGGCAGCGCUGCCUGCGUGUGACAUUGGCGUGGCCACGGUGUACAAGGCACAAGUCAAGGCACAGAGAGCUGCUCUUACCCUCACUUCUCUCGCCAACAGCCCUCUAUCUCUCGCUCUCUUUCUCACUUCCCACUUUCCUACCUUCCGGCUUUUCUUGUUCCCCCUCUUCCCCUCAUCAGCCGAGGUGGAAGGAAUCCAAGAAACCCGGGAGAAGGAGUCAACGUGCAACGAGGGCGAGGCAGCGAUCGUAGCGCGGAUAGUGGCCUCCCUAAUAGCAGCAGGGCUGCCUGCGCGUGACAUUGGCGUGGCCACGGUGUACAACGCGCAAGUCAAGGCACAGAGAGCUGCUCUGGCAAGGGUCCUGGGGCAAGGGGGAGGGGGAGGAGGGAGCGGCGGUGUGGGUGUGGGGGAAGAGGGCGUCAAGGGGGCGUGGGUUAACGGAGGGGGUGGGAAAGUGGACGCAAAGGGGGGUGUGGCAGCGGGAAGGGAGGGUGGCGUUUGUGGGCAAGUGGGUGGGGAAGUGGAGGUGGAUACAGUGGAUCGGUUUCAAGGGCGGGACAAGGCGUGUGUGGUGUUCAGCACGGUGCGGUGCAACCGGCGCGGGCAGCUGGGGCCUGUACUGGCAGAUGCAAGCCGCUGCAACGUCGCCAUCACACGAGCUAAGGGCCAUUUGGAGCCUGUGCUGGCGGGUGCAAGCCGCUGCAACGGUGCCAUCACAUGA
Closterium sp. Naga37s-1 is the source of this 5982-nucleotide messenger RNA. The record is from the annotation of a GenBank genome assembly. NCBI's taxonomy places the organism in Eukaryota, Viridiplantae, Streptophyta, Zygnematophyceae, Desmidiales, Closteriaceae.